Molecule: messenger RNA, 652 nt
Organism: Uranotaenia lowii
Lineage: Eukaryota; Metazoa; Arthropoda; Insecta; Diptera; Culicidae
Exons: 2
Coding region: 109-552 (147 amino acids)
Source: RefSeq, a predicted model, not a curated record
GUGUGCAUAGUUGGCACAGAACGCAACUCCCCGAUUGAGGAAAUCAUUCCGUUUGAAAGCUUCGAGCUAAUCAGAGAAAGAGAGAGACUUGUAAAUAUUAAUACAAAAAUGAUCGCCUUACGUUACGCUGUGCUGAUUGUGGCCUUAUUCAGCGCGACGAUCAUUGCUCGCAACAUUCCGGAUGCUGGAAAAUCGCCAGAAGUAGAGCUAAGCCAACCGGAAGGUUCCCUUCAGAGGCAACGAGUUGCCAGAGGAGUUGGCGCAGUGGCUGCCGGGGUUGUUGGAACCGGGGCGGCCGUAGUUGGUGUCGUGGACAGUUACAACAACGAUGGAUUUGCCAAAAAGGCGGCCGAUUGGUUGGGAACGGCCUUUAUCGAUGUUGCUAAGGCGCAUCAAGAGUUCGGAGAGAAGGGAAUCUUCGGAAUCGUACAGGAAUCUCGCGAUCGGCAGGCAGAGGAAGAGAGAAGAAGGGCAGCGGAUGAAGAAAGAGCUAGACAACAGCAGCAGCCGAGCCAGACCGAAUGUCACUGGGGUGAUUGGUGUGUCAAUUGACAGAAUUUUAAGCGACCAUUACAUAGCGUAAUUCACUAAGUAUGUUCUAACAAAUUUCAUACUGCCCGAAUAAAGGUUUUCCAGAGAAAAUUCAAUGCAA